AGCGCAAUCGUGUCUUCAUGAACAUUCAUCGACGUGGCUUUCUUCCUUUGAGACUCCCACUCAGAUAUAUCCCACUUGAAGGCAUCAGGAUGUGUCUCUGGGUGCUUCUGAUUGAUGUAUGACCUCAGAGCUUGCCUAAUCGGAGGCUGGAACGUUUGACGGAGAGGAACGUUCAACAAGUUAUGCGACAUAACUCCUUAGACCAAUCCCCUGCACUCUAGAGAAAAUAUAACCCAAGGACUGAUACUAAACGAGUGCUAAGCACCAACUGGGACCACGCCACAGCCUCGUUGGAAGUGGACGUCGAUCGAAUUGAAUAAUCGGUCGGUCCCGAAAACAUCCCAACUCAUUCUUCUGUUGCUUGCCUGAGUCUGUCUGUUUCAUCGUGCAGCGCCCAUGGCAGAAGUGAAAAAGGACGAAGAUGGAUUCAUCAUAUCAACCAAAGAGAGCUCAACUGCUAGUACAGUGGGCAAAGUCGAUGCAGGUCAAUCGGAAUCCAAAGCAGGCGAUCCAGCCAGCACAGAAGCAGAUGCUGCCCAAGCCGCAAGUGCAACGGACUUACUGAAGUCCUCAUACGAAGUCACUGUCACACUUGCUGAUCAGCAAGCCAAUCCGGAUUCACCUCUGUAUAGUGCAAAGUCUUUCGAGGAGUUAGGCCUACACGAGGAUUUGCUAAAGGGAAUAUACGCUAUGAAAUUCCAAAAGCCAUCCAAGAUCCAGGAACGCGCACUUCCUUUACUACUUCAGAAUCCUCCACGAAACAUGAUUGGGCAGUCACAAUCAGGAACUGGUAAAACAGCAGCGUUCGUAUUGGCAAUGCUCAGUCGGAUAGAUUACAGCAAGGAGGCAACACAAGCCAUAUGCAUUGCACCCUCUCGAGAACUCGCAAGGCAAAUCAUGCAAGUCAUCACCACCAUGGCCGCGUUCACAAAAGUCACAACUGGUUAUGCCAUUCAAGGUUCCGUUCCAAGAGGGGCCGUAUUAAAUCAACAUAUCAUCGUUGCCACCCCUGGGACGUUAUCGGAUGCCAUUCGGAAGAAACAGUUGGAUACAAGUCAGGUCGGGAUCUUCGUUGUCGACGAAGCUGACAACAUGUUGGAUCAGCAAGGGUUAGGAGACCAAACCCUCCGAGUGAAAAACCAAGUUCCCCGCGACUGCCAAAUCCUCCUCUUCUCCGCCACGUUCCCCGAUCACGUCCGCAAAUUCGCAAACAAGUUUGCACCUGCCGCAAACGAAAUACGAUUGAAGCAAGAAGAGCUCUCCGUGGAGGGCAUCAAGCAAUUCUACAUGGAUUGCAAGAAUGAAGCACACAAGUACGAUGUACUAGUGGAGUUAUACUCCCUGUUAACUAUCGGUCAAAGUAUGAUUUUCUGCAAAAAACGAGAAACGGCGGAUAUCAUUGCUCAACGAAUGAUCGACCAAGGCCAUCAAGUGACCCUCCUGCAUGGCGCCAAAGAACCCGCCGAACGCGAUCGAGUCAUUGAUGAUUUCAGAGAUGGAAAGAGUAAAGUCCUCAUCACCACAAACGUGGUCGCUAGAGGAAUCGAUAUCCUUCAAGUGAACAUGGUGGUCAAUUACGAUAUGCCCUUAACGGUCGAUAACAAACCCGACCCUGAGACGUAUCUUCAUCGUAUUGGCCGAACUGGUCGAUUCGGACGAAGAGGAAUCUCGAUCAACUUUGUUCACGACAGACAAUCUUGGUCAGAAAUGCAACAAAUUGAACAAGCACUCGGGCGAUCGAUCAUUCGUGUGAAGACGGACGAUUUCGAUGAGAUGGAAAAGGUGAAUUAUCGAUUAUGA
Cantharellus anzutake is the source of this 1800-nucleotide messenger RNA. RefSeq names its product ATP-dependent RNA helicase DBP5. Lineage: Eukaryota; Fungi; Basidiomycota; Agaricomycetes; Cantharellales; Hydnaceae. The transcript is spliced from 10 exons. The coding region runs from base 397 to 1800 and encodes 467 amino acids. Gene Ontology annotation, molecular function: RNA binding; RNA helicase activity; ATP binding. Gene Ontology annotation, biological process: poly(A)+ mRNA export from nucleus. The record is from RefSeq and is a predicted model, not a curated record. Gene Ontology annotation, cellular component: cytoplasmic stress granule; nucleus.